Messenger RNA from Mauremys mutica (yellowpond turtle), 1966 nucleotides. It is a transcript of the gene SLC16A7, whose product is annotated as solute carrier family 16 member 7. The transcript has 4 exons. Gene Ontology annotation, molecular function: monocarboxylic acid transmembrane transporter activity. The record is from RefSeq and is a predicted model, not a curated record. NCBI's taxonomy places the organism in Eukaryota, Metazoa, Chordata, Testudines, Geoemydidae. The coding region runs from base 1 to 1446 and encodes 481 amino acids. Gene Ontology annotation, cellular component: membrane. Gene Ontology annotation, biological process: monocarboxylic acid transport; transmembrane transport.
AUGCCGCCAGCAACAACAGCACCACAAUACGCACCCCCAGAUGGAGGAUGGGGCUGGGUUGUGGUCUUUGGGGCUUUUAUCUCCAUUGGAUUUUCCUAUGCAUUCCCAAAAGCCAUCACAGUGUUCUUCAAGGAAAUUCAGGAGAUCUUCCACACAUCAUAUAGUGAAAUAGCUUGGAUAUCAUCGAUUAUGUUGGCUGUUAUGUAUGCAGGAGGUCCCAUAAGCAGUAUCUUGGUGAACAAAUAUGGUUGCCGGCCAGUGAUGAUGGCAGGAGGUGUAUUGUGUUCAUUUGGAAUGAUUGCUUCCUCUUUCUGCAAUAGUGUCCUGGAGCUUUACAUAUGUGUAGGAAUUGUUGGAGGUCUUGGCUUAGCCUUCAACUUGCAGCCUGCCUUGACUAUGAUUGGCAAGUAUUUCUAUAAGAAGCGGCCCAUUGCUAAUGGACUGGCCAUGGCUGGAAGUCCAGUGUUUCUAAGCACAAUGGCACCUCUUAAUCAAUUCCUCUUUAAUGCAUUUGGAUGGAAAGGAAGCUUUCUCAUUCUGGGAGGACUUCUUUUGAACUGCUGUGUGGCUGGGUCACUUAUGAGACCUGUUGGACCAAAACCAGUCCCUCCUGUGAAAAAAGAUGUGGAGAAGGGAGCAGGAGAUUCAGCCUUACACAUGAAUAACAAAAAGAAGUCAUUCUGGCAAACUGUGAAUAAAUACUUAGAUCUGUCCCUCUUUAAACACAGAGGAUUUCUGGUUUAUUUGUCAGGAAAUGUUAUUAUGUUUAUUGGCUUCUUUGCCCCAAUAGUAUUCUUGGCUCCUUAUGCCAAACACAAGGGAAUUGAUGAAUAUUCUGCUGCUUUUUUGCUCUCUAUUCUAGCUUUUGUAGACAUGUUUGCGAGGCCUUCAAUGGGACUUGUAGCAAACUCCAAAUACAUCCGGCCAAAAAUCCAGUACUUCUUUAGUUUUGCUGUCUUGUACAAUGGCAUCUGUCAUAUCAUGUGCCCACUGGCAGAGGACUAUACAGGCCUGGUGGUAUAUGCUGUACUUUUUGGAUUUGCUUUUGGAAUGGUUAGCAGUAUCCUUUUUGAGUCGUUGAUGGAUCUCGUUGGUGCUGCCCGGUUUUCCAGUGCUGUGGGACUUGUCACAAUUGUGGAGUGCUGCCCUGUUCUCCUAGGCCCCCCUCUAGGAGGUUGGUUAGUGGAUAUAACUGGAGAAUAUAAAUACAUGUACAUUGUCUGUGGAUCGAUUGUGAUUGUGUCAAGUAUUUGGUUGUUCAUUGGCAAUGCCAUCAACUACAGGCUUUUGGCAAAAGAGAAGAAGUUAGAAGAAGAAAAACAGAAAGCAUUAAAGAAUGCUGAUCCCAAGGAAGCAGAACCUUUGACCAACAAUGAGAAUGAGGAGGCUGCCAACAGGGCUGACAAAGUACUCAAUGAUUCUUCGGAAAGGGAAACUAAUAUUUAAUAUGAAAUAUGCCUCAGACGUCAAUGUUUUUUACUUCCAUUACAAGUAUUUUGUCAAGUUACAGGCCAGGUUUUGUAAUAAUAAUGAUCAGUCACAAUAUUGGAUGAGAACAGAAAUUUGCCAAAGCCAAGAUUCCAGGCAAAUUACCAUCGACAGUUUGUUUGUUUUUUUAUUUUGGUGAUGAGAAUUUUCGAUUUCAGAGACAGCGACUCCAUGCACAUGAGUCCAUUCCAACCGUAACUGUGGACAGUAUGGGUCAGGUAGAGUUAAACUUUAAGGUCCUCCACGACAAAUUAUCUUGUUCCAAAAUAACUUCUAAUGCAACAGUAUCUGUUUAGUCUUGUUACAGAAGCCAUUUGUCUUAACCCUCUGGACUGUCAGUGCCUGUUGACUUCUACUCACCACCAUAUUUUGGCCUCUAGUAUUAAAGAAGGAUAUCAGAUUAUGGGUUAAGAUCUGAAAAGGAAGACAAAAUACUGAAAUGAUCUGAGUAAAGUGCAUAAGAAACUGCCUGCCCUUU